Messenger RNA from Lagenorhynchus albirostris (white-beaked dolphin), 5578 nucleotides. It is a transcript of the gene TMEM87B, whose product is annotated as transmembrane protein 87B. The coding region runs from base 26 to 1693 and encodes 555 amino acids. Gene Ontology annotation, biological process: retrograde transport, endosome to Golgi. The record is from RefSeq and is a predicted model, not a curated record. NCBI's taxonomy places the organism in Eukaryota, Metazoa, Chordata, Mammalia, Artiodactyla, Delphinidae. The transcript is spliced from 19 exons. Gene Ontology annotation, cellular component: Golgi apparatus; membrane.
CGCCAGGUGCGGCUUCCGCGUCAAGAUGGCCGCCACCAGCUGGGCCGGGGUCUGGUUCUCAUCCCGCGGCCGCCUUCCCGCCAGGCGCCCGCUGCUGCGAGUUGCCCUCUGCCUCCUGUGCUGGGGCCCGGCGGCUGUGGGCGCCGUCCCCGAGCUCGGGCUCUGGGCAGCGACGAUCAAUGACAAAUCAGGACCUUUGAUAUUUAGGAAAACUAUGUUUAACUCUACUGAGAUCAAGUUUUCUGUUAAGUCAUUCAGCUGCCCUGGGCCUGUGAAGUUUACCAUAGUGUGGCUUUUGGAACAUCAUCCCUGUCACAAUCAAUAUUCUGAGCUGGAAGAGCUGUCACAAAAACAUGAACUUAGUGUCAGUGAAGACUUUUGUGGUCAUUAUUUCAACAGCAGCGAAUGUUGGACAACAAAAAAUGAAAACUUAGAUUGCAACAGUGAUUCACAGACGUUUCCCUCAUUGAAUAAUAAAGAACUAAGAACAAAUACCGGAAGUGUUACAAACCAGGAAAGGUCAGCGGAUGUUGUAGCCAAAACACAGAGAGAUGGGUUUCAUAUCUUUAUUGUUUCUAUUAAAACAGAAAAAACAGAUGCAAGCUGGAAUUUGAAUGUUUCUCUUUCUAUGAUGGGGCCUCAUGGAUAUAUCUCUGCAUCAGAUUGGCCUCUGAUGAUUUUCUACAUGGUGAUGUGUAUCGUUUAUAUCUUGUAUGGCAUACUCUGGCUGAUGUGGUCUGCCUGCUAUUGGAAAGAUAUACUAAGAAUCCAGUUCUGGAUUGCAGCUGUUAUUUUCCUGGGAAUGCUUGAAAAAGCAGUUUUUUAUGCUGAAUACCAAAACAUCAACAGCACUGGGUUAUCAACCCAGAGUUUACUGAUCUUUGCGGAGUUGAUAUCUGCAAUUAAGAGGAUGCUGGCUCGCCUCCUGGUGAUCAUUGUGAGCUUGGGAUACGGCAUUGUGAAGCCUCGUCUAGGAACAGUCAUGCACCGGGUCAUCGGACUGGGGAUCCUUUACUUUAUCUUUGCAGCUGCUGAAGGCGUGAUAAGAGUCAUUGGGGGUUCUAACCAUUUAGCUGUUGUAUUUGGUGACAUUAUUUUAGCCGUUAUUGACUCCAUUUUUGUAUGGUUCAUUUUUAUAAGUUUGGCACAAACUAUGAAGACUCUAAGGCUAAGAAAGAACACAGUGAAAUUUUCUUUGUACAGGCACUUCACAAAUACCCUGAUCUUUGCCAUAAUGGCAUCUGUAGUGUUUAUGGUGUGGACAACUAAGACAUUUAGAAUUGCAAAAUGUCAAUCAGAUUGGAUGGAACGCUGGAUCGAUGAUGCGUUUUGGAGCUUCCUUUUUUCCCUUAUCCUUGUUGUAAUAAUGUUUUUGUGGAGACCAUCAGCAAACAAUCAGAGAUAUGCCUUCAUGCCCUUAAUAGAUGAUUCUGAUGAUGAAAUUGAAGAAUUCAUGGUAACAUCUGAAAAUUUAACUGAAGGAAUAAAAUUAAGAGUCUCAAAAAUGGUUUCCAAUGGAACAGCUAAACCUGCUACUUCUGAUAAUUUUGAUGAAGAUUUGAAGUGGGUGGAGGAAAACAUUCCCUCUUCAUUCACAGAUGUAGUUCUUCCAGUAUUAGUGGAUUCAGAUGAGGAAAUUAUGACCAGAUCUGAAAUGGCAGAAAAAAUGUUCUCUUCAGAAAAAAUAAUGUGAUUGGAACCCACAUAAAUGAAGCUUACAUAACAGUGAAGGACUUCCUCAAGACUAAAAGAGAACUCUGUUUUGAUACAGUACAAUAAGUUUUUAUUGCAUGAUCUUGGAAAUCUAUGUACUAAAACUAAGAAUUCAGAUGGUGGGAGGGUUCUGCAACCCUUAUUAAGCUGACUCUUGAAUCCAGUUUAAUGUCCAUUAAAUUGCCUAGACUUGGCAAUGACCUGAGAGAAGUAUUAUAAUAAAGAUAGGUGCCCAAAUGCCCUUAGCUGAUGGGUGGCAGGCGUGUGGGUUUGGGUUCUCUUUUUUAUUUCCUGGAAAAUAUGACAAUUUAAAACACCUUUUUUUUUUUUUUUUUUUUGCGGUACGCGGGCCUCUCACCGCUGUGGCCUCUCCCGUUGCGGAGCACAGGCUCCGGAUGCGCAGGCUCAGCGGUCAUGGCUCACGGGCCUAGCUGCUCCGUGGCAUGUGGGAUCUUCCCGGACCGGGGCACAGACCCGUGUCCCCUGCAUCGGCAAGCGGACUCUCAACCGCUGCGCCACCAGGGAAGCCCUAAGACACCUUUUUUACAUCAACACUCCUACUGUUCUUCCACUGACCUUUGUUUGAUUCAGGUAAUGUGAUUCUUCUGAGGUAAAGCAGUGUCUCCACCUCUUGGGUUUAUAGUUACUAGAUGCAAUAAUAAUUCUCUUUGAUUUUCAUGCUGAAGCAAUUUGAUAAGAAGUAGAACUUGCUUAACGUUGGAACAUAAGGAUGUUUAUAUGGUUAGGUUUGCUCUGUGUGUGUGUGUGUAUGCACAUCUGCACAAAGCCCUUGUGUGUAAUUAUCACCACACACAUCAAAUCAUAGCAUUGGUCUUUUCUAUCUGAGCUCAGGGGAGCACAGUACAUGGAGACAGGUUACUUCCAAAGAUCUGCUCUGCCGCUGUCCCCUCCCUCAGGCCAGAUAUCUGUGUGCUGCUGCUGAAUGCCUGGGGCAGGUGGGGUCCCCUGGCCACAUGGCUCCACCAGAGCACUUCCUCCCUGGCGAGCUGGGAGGCUCAUACCAGUGAACCUUGAGGAAACAAGAACCUUCUAUGUAAUCCUAGCAUAUUUGGUUUCAUAAAAAACUAUAUAUUUAACUGCAUAGUACAUCACUAUUAAUCUUGUAACUAAUUUUUUAACCUUAAACCAUGUUUUAUACAUUAUUUUGUUACAUUAUAUAUGUAAUGUGUAAUUUGAAAUUAAAAAAAAAUUUUUUUUAAUGCAGAACGUUCUAAACUUGAAAAGCAGUUGAAUAUAGUAUGAUGAAAAUGGUGAAUGUUUUGCUGCUCUCCUGACCAAAGAUACAGCCUAGUGAACAUUUAGAAUAGGAAUUAAAGUUAGAAUCCUGUAUGUCUUUCUUUGAAGGAGUUCUAACCUUGUGAGUUGAGGAUGACUUCAGAGGUUUUUUUUGCGGUACACGGCCCCUCCCACCGCGGAGCACAGGCUCCGGACGCGCAGGCCCAAUGGCCAUGGCUCACGGCCCAGCCGCUCCGCGGCAUGUGGGAUCCUCCCGGACCGGGGCGCGAACCCGCGUCCCCUGCAUCAGCAGGCGGACUCCCAACCACUGUGCCACCAGGGAAGCCACCAGAGUUUUUGAUUAAGCCUUAAAUUCUUAACCAGUACAAGCACUUAAAUCAUAACCUUUCAUUGAUUUUUUUCAUUGUGAAGCCACAAAACAAAAUGAUUUCUUUCAAAAGCCUGCGUUAUGAAUUGCCUUCUCAUUUUCUCAUUUCAUAGGAGUUAGUAAAAAAGCUUUCUAGGGCUUCCCUGGUGACGCAGUGGUUGAGAGUCUGCCUGCUAAUGCAGGUGACAUGGGUUCGAGCCCUGGUCCAGGAGGAUCGCAUGUGCCACGGAGCAACUAGGCCCGUGAGCCACAACUACUGAGCCUGCGCGUCUGGAGCCUGUGCUCCGCAACAAGAGAGGCCGCGAUAGUGAGAGGCCUGCGCACCGCGAUGAAGAGUGGCCCCCGCUUGACACAACUAGAGAAAGCCCUCGCACAGAAACGAAGACGCAACACAGCAAAAAUAAAUAAAUAAAUUAAUAAACUCCUACCUGCAACAUCUUCUUUAAAAAAAAAAAAAAAAAACUUUCUAGUAGUAAUGCCUCUUGAAAGAUACUUUCAAAUUUAUUUGCAGUAGUAACUAUUGACUGUGUUGUACUGAGAAAGGUUUGGGACAUCCUUCCCAAGAAAAGAACAUCUAACAGUGUGGGUUCCCUUCCUUAUUUCCGUUUCUGCCACAAUAAUGGGCUCCCACCUACCAUCUUUCCCAGCAUUUAUGUCCAUUCUGGUUUUGGUGUAUUUUACCCUCAGCCCAGUUGUUUCAGAGCUGACCAGUGCCUUCUUGUUCCUAACAUUUGUGUCUAAUACCAGUCCCCAGAUUUUGAAGCAGGUUGAUCCCCAACUCAUAGGGCUGUAGUUGAAUUUUGAAAUGUAGAAUCCUGGGUUUCCAGCUGCAGAUGUUGUGGAGUGCGAGUGGAGAGUUGAUGGUAACUGUGUAGUAAUAAGGGAAAAUGCUUCUCACAUAACCUUGAUAGUGUUUAUAAAAACACUUCUGUCUGCAGCUGGCAAGAAAAAUGAUGCUGCCGGUAUGGCUCAGGUGCACAGCGAAAUGCAGACUUUUCUCCAAAUCACAGAAAGCAGUAUUUUCUCCUGAUAACCUCAUCAGAAAUGUUUUUCAAGGGGCGUAUACUGUGUCUGGCACCUUCAGUGGCAGUUGUGUUCGUUGGUGACUCGUGAGCUGAAGCGAGUGUUCCUACAGAGGGCCUCCUCGGCCCCCUCGUGUGCACAGGAGGGGCUCCCUGGGGCUGUAGCCAUAGUUCUGAUGAAGGACCCCAGGGAGAAGUCACACUCAGAGCCACUGUACAGCUCGUCAUCCCCGCUUCUGCACAAAGUUUCCAGAAACUGGGCAUCAGGCUCUUUGAGGCUGUCACAUCAUUUUAUUCUUAGGAUGCCAUCAGGAUGGGUUUCCCUGUUAAUGCAGGGAUCUGAGAAUAAGAGUCCGGUUUUAUGUGUUCCUAGGCAAAAUGCUUAAGUGUUUUUAUUAUGCAGUUCAUGUUAGGUUUAUGUGAAGUAAGAAAUCUGCUUAAAAGGGAAUUUUCAUGAUUUGAGUUAGAUUAGUAUUAGUAUCUGCUUUAGUGGAGCUUUAAGUUAGUUUAUUUCAAAAAAUAAGGAAAAAUAGAUGAAUAUGUGAAUUUUUUAAGCCCAAGAGAUUAUGCUCCCAUACUUUUUACUUUUCCUGUAAAGAAAAUAAUAUUUAAAAUCUUUCACAUAUCCUGCAGAGAGUACUGACUUUCCCCCUCUACGGCAGUAUAUUAUAUUUGCACUACUGUAAUGUGAAGACUGAAAGUAUAAAAGAUAUACAUGUACAUGAAAGUAUAAAACGAUUUUUAUAUCCUUUUUUCAAAAGGGAUUUGAGUCUAUUGCACUAGGCCGUACAGGACUGGUUUAUGAGACGUAUUAUGCUAGAUUUAUAAGUCCCUAGUUUUGGUACUUGUGUCUUUGUAUGAUCAACAGCAUGUUAUAAGCAAUACAAAACACCAUGCCUUAUAAGAAAGAAGUUUAACAUGUUGGUUAAAGUACUAAAUUACAUAGCGAAUGUAUAUAAGUGACAAAACUAGAUUUAAGGAAAUGUACAUUAUAACACAGGAGCUCAAUAAGAAACUUCUUUAGAACUAGGAAAACAUGUAUUUGGGAAGAAAGGGGCUUAAGAAGUUAUAUAUUUUUAUUUAAAAGGUUAAAUUAUUGUAUUAUUUGGAAGAAGCUGCUCUGAAUGUAGGACAAAACUAUUUCAAAGAUUUUUGUUUGAAAAAACUGAUGUAUUUUUGUGCCUUAAUAUUUGUUCUGACAAUAAAAUGCUUUCUGAAA